Messenger RNA from Colletotrichum acutatum, 1121 nucleotides. RefSeq lists its product as uncharacterized. NCBI's taxonomy places the organism in Eukaryota, Fungi, Ascomycota, Sordariomycetes, Glomerellales, Glomerellaceae. The record is from RefSeq and is a predicted model, not a curated record. The transcript is spliced from 3 exons. Bases 250 to 1029 code for a protein of 259 amino acids.
GACAUCAUUGCCGUGGAAUUAAUUAAGUACGGAUCGACGCAACCAAAUCAAAAGAGAGUUCUCCAUUGAAAAAGGGUAGUUUUCUCUAACAGUAUGACCCAGCACACCGGGUGGGUGACCUUUCCCUCUCCUCGGCCGAGACACACACACACACACACUCUCUCUCUCUCAUAUGGAAAGGGGAAACCACUUUACUGAUGUUGCUCUCUCGCCCUCUUGUUACAGAAUGUCAAUAAGGGGGGGUUUGUUAUGGAUGGGAUCGACGUCGGCUUCCCGUGCCCACCUUUCCAUCCACUCGCUCGUGUUAUCCGAGCGAGAAGUCUACACACCAUACGAACCGAUCUCUGGGCAGAGUUGAGACUUGAGAUGAUUCUUAGUCGUCACCAAUCGCAACGAAAUGCGAUAUUCCAACCAGACCUCUUCUCAGAGAAAUCAAUCCGGAAAAUCGCAGCUCGCAUGGGAGUCAUCCUCAACGAGGCGGUGUCUUGUCAUUCGUUCUUUCCGACCUUCAACAAUACGUGCAAUGCAGCCCCCGGCCGAUGGGCACACUUUUCGUUCCGUCAGUUCUCCACAACGGAAGGAAGCGGGCCCUCCCACCUGACACCAGAAGCGGCUGGCCCUCCUCCUCCCACCCAUGGUGCCGCCAAGGUGUCAACUUGUUGUUCUACGGAUGGAUACUCCGUACGUAUACUACACUACUGCGCAGUCUUGCGCUUGGAGGGGAAGAAGCAGAAGAAGAGGGACUCGCAGAUGAGGGCAAGGGAGGGGCAAGAGCGGAGGGCGACAGCCCGCUUUAUUUCUCGGCGACCGGUGGCUGGCUGCUGCCGGAUCGACAUUGAUGAGCGGGCUGCGGGAUGGGCAGACGAAAUGCAACGGGGUUCCGUUGAAUGUGUGCAGUGGAGAGAAACAGAGAGCGACAGACCACGUUUUUCUGGAAAGAAUGAUCUGCAAAGGUGCGUUUCCAUCCCCUUUCCUGGGAGAGAGCCAUGGGUUCACUGCUGCGAGCUAUCCGUACCUACCCAGAGGUGAGCUGAAUCCACAAACAACUGAACGAAGGGGAAAUGGGACCGGAAGACAAAGCACAGCUGGGACAAUACACACGACUCAGCUUCCACUUGGCA